AUGAAUUGUCCUUAUUUACCAAUAUUACCAUAUGAAUCUCAAUUCUUAAUAGAUAAUUGUGAUAUGACUAUUGAAAGUGAUGUGUUCAAUAAAAUCAAUGAAAUCAAUGAAAUAAUUGUAAAGAACAAUUUACAGAAUAUUUUAAUUAAAAAUGUUUUAAAUGAUUAUGAAGGAAAUAAAAUUGAUUUAACAUCAUUAUCAAUUGAAUCAUUAUCAAUACAAGACGUUGAAAAACAAAAUGUUGAUAUUAUCAUUCCUCCACAUUUAAAAUCAUUAAUAAUUAACAGCUGUAAAGCAUCAAUUGAUAUUUCAAAAUGUCACUUAAAAAAGAUAAUAAUAUCUAAUUAUCAAGGAAAAGUAAUGGAUAUAUAUGAUGAUAAAUUAGAAGUAUUUCAAAAUAAUUCCAAUGAAGAAGUGACAUGGUAUCAUAACAAUACAUUACUUAAGAAAAAUGAAAUUUAUGUAGAUACAAACAAAAUUACUUCAUUUAAAACUGGUUACAUAUAUUAUUUUAUAAACAUUAAUAACAAUAAUAAUUAUAAUAAUAAUAAUAAUGCUUCAAAAACUAUCAUUUUUAAAUGCAAUGAUAAAGAAAUAAAAAUAAAUGAAGUUUAUGAAUUUUCAUUUGAAAAUAAACAUUUGUAUUGUAGUUUGGGUAAUAUACAAGAAUUGGAUUUUGGAGAAUAUACAUUUGAUUCUUUUAAUGUAACAAGUGGUAAAAUCAAAUAUUUAAAAGUAAAAUGUAAUUCUAUCAUUUUAACAAACGUUGAAUGUGAUAAUUUAGUUACUGAUGAUGUUUGUAAGCGUUUCAAUUUAAUUAAUUGUACAAUAAACACAUUGACAUGUGGUAUUAUUAAGAAAGAAGAAGAAAAAUUAAAAUUAGUUGGUGAAGAAGCCAUUAAAAAAGCAAGAAAUAUUGAAAAGUAUUUACUUGAAAUGAAUCAUCUUUUUGAAAGAAAACUAAAGAUUGAUCAAAUUAGAAUAAAAAAGCUUCUUAAGAUGAGAGAUACAAUUGUUUGUCAAAUAUCCCGUAAAUUCUAUGACAACAACAUUAAAUCCCUUACCAAUGAUAUUAAAAUUAGGCGUCAUCAAAAUAAACACAUAAAUGUCAUUCUCAAUAAUCUCAUCAAAGAAUUAAGAAAUCCAAACGGUAAAUAUUUAAUCUCAAUUGUCAAUGACACAAACUCUCUUCAGCAAAUCUGUUCUAUCUGUGAAAAUAUUGGAAAUUACGUCAUUGACAAAAUCGCUAAAGGCACUUCUCAACAUCUUCUUACUAAAAACGUCCUUAAUUAUUGUCAAUCCUCUCCUAAUGAAAGACUUUGUUUAGAAAGUUUCAUGAAAAUCCAACUCAUCGACUUAUCACAUGACUUACCUGCUUCUGGAAAUCAACUUUGUACUUCAUUAGGUUUUUGUUCUAAAAGCUGGUAA
Molecule: messenger RNA, 1428 nt
Organism: Entamoeba histolytica HM-1:IMSS
Lineage: Eukaryota; Evosea; Mastigamoebida; Endamoebidae
Exons: 2
Coding region: 1-1428 (475 amino acids)
Source: RefSeq, a predicted model, not a curated record